This is a messenger RNA of Pelobates cultripes (western spadefoot toad), 213 nucleotides long. Lineage: Eukaryota; Metazoa; Chordata; Amphibia; Anura; Pelobatidae. The record is from the annotation of a GenBank genome assembly.
AUGGCAACCUCACCGGACCGCGAGUCGGACUCACACGACUCGGAAGAGCCUCCUGUAGAUCUGCCGGAGUUCUAUACAGCACAGCCAACUACAGUGGCUUUAGCAAGUCGGAACAAGCAAACCCCAGCCACUAAGCAAGACAUCACUGGCCUACUGAAGGAAAUGAGACAGAUGCAUGCCAUGGAUCUUGACUUGCUCAAGAACGAAAUAUAG